Molecule: messenger RNA, 5195 nt
Organism: Crotalus tigris (Tiger rattlesnake)
Lineage: Eukaryota; Metazoa; Chordata; Lepidosauria; Squamata; Viperidae
Product: myelin P2 protein-like
Exons: 5
Coding region: 4686-5084 (132 amino acids)
Biological process (GO): fatty acid transport
Cellular component (GO): cytosol; nucleus
Molecular function (GO): fatty acid binding
Source: RefSeq, a predicted model, not a curated record
CCUGGCCACACUCACCCGGCCCCCUGAGGGCAACCGCAAUGCUGAUAUGGCCCUCAAUGAAAUUGAGUUUGACACCCCUGAAUUAGAUGCUAACAUUUCAGGGAAGGAACCUGGAGCAUGCCUACUCUACCUAAGUGGGGUAUGAUAAGCAGAUAUGCUGAGGGAGUAGAGAUCCAGCAAAGAGGGCUUCUUCAUUGCACAUCAUAUAAAUGUAAGAAAUAUAAAUGAAUAAGGCUGCUUCCUACAACCCUGGUAAUAGGCACACCAAUUGAUGGAGAUGUAUCCUGUCGCUGAUGAAGCUGUUUUGGAACAUUUUUGUUUUCCCAGACAUUUUAAUUGAUGUAAUUGUCCUGACCACUGCUUUUUCCUGCUCUCUUUGAUUAUACUGCUAUUAUAUUUACUGUUUUCAUAUGAUGUUUUAUCAUCACCCUGAAAAUAUCUGGAGAGCCACAAAUUCCCAAUUCUUGCUCUGCUUAGUGUGAUAUAGAUCUUGAAUUGUACUGUGGAUUUUGGGGGACAAUUUACAAUUUGUAUGAGAAAACAGAUCAAUCUUAUUAAUUUAACUUUUCUGUGAAAUUACCAAACGUGUGCUUGUUGGAGAGGGAUUUUGCUUGUUAUUUAAAAUAUUUGUUUAUUUUUAUUUGCCACAAACCAGAACUUAUCCAUAUUUGACCAACACAAAUUGUAGUUAACUACUGUUAAUACCUCAAAAUAAGAGAGAGGAAGAGAGUUCUUGAAAUCUAUCUCCUGCAUAUCCUGUUCAUUAUUUCCGUAGGAAUAAUGACUCAUGUUUCCAUAAUAUCUGAGAUUAAGAAUCCUGCACUAUUGUACAUCUUGAACAAGUUUUCAACAGGAAUGACCUUGAUUUUAGAGACGCUGAUAAAACAGAAAUAUAUGGCGAAAGUAAAUACCACCAUUUUGACCUGGACUACACCUAACACCUACUCAGGUGUUUCCAUUUUCCUAGCUACAAUGAUUUUAUGCUAAAGUAGUUUUGUAUUUGACAUUGUUUUUAAUUAAAAAUAAUUAGGAGGAAAGGCAACAUUGUUGCAGACUUCCUUUGAAGCUCCUAAAUGAAUGAAUCAUCUUGCCAUGCAUUGUUCCAGAUUAAUGCCCCAUGAUUGUUUCUGCCUCAGUCAUCAGCAAUUUGUGGUUCAUAAUCACUGAACCAGAUGAAUGAUGUCAAGAAGCCUGCAGUGAGAAAAUUGGAGAUGGAGGGCACUUUGUUCUGUUAUGAUUUCUAGUGCCCUGCUUUUUAGCAGAAAGGCAUAGAUCAAAGUAUAAAUGAAAACUUUUCUACUUCUGCCAAAUAAUUCAAACAUUUUUAUUACAUAUCAGUUAUAGGUGGACAUGUUAAAGUAAGGUGGAUGUAGUAGUUAUGGCAUCUGGAAAGAAAGCAGGAGACUAUGAAUUCUAGUCCUGCUUUAGACAUAAAGCCAGCUGAGUGACUUUGGGCCAAUCAUUUCCUCUCAACCCUAGAAAGGAGACAGUGGCAAACUACUUCUGAAAUCUUGCCAGGAAAACUGCAGGGACUACUCUAGUCUAGGCAGUCAGCAGGAGUCAAGAUUGAUUCCAAGAUGCCCGUGCACAUGCGCGCGCGUGCGCGCGCACACACACGAUAAAAGCUUGCUUCUUUCAUCGCUUUGUUCUUAUCUUAUUUACUGGAUGGCCGAAUAAUGACAGCUUUCCCCUGCAGUACAAUGUACUUUCCUGCUCUUUUUUCUUUUAACUGUUGAAAAAUAUACUUUUCAGGAGUUAAGAACUUUGUUAAGGACAAAGCAGCUAGCACAAAAAAAGUAGAAACUUGUUUUAGUUUCUGUACCUCAAUGUACCUAGCCAUGUUGCUGAAAGACAGGUCCAAGAAUCAAUUUUCAUUGGUUAUACUUGCUAGGGCUAUUGGGAAUUGUAAUACAAAUCCAGAGGGCUGCAAUUUGCAGUUGAUUGUUAUGAUUGUUGUAUUGUUGGAAAGAUUUGACCUCUUUUCUUCGAAAUAAUUACCCAUCUUAAAACUGCAUUAUAUAAUUGAUAGGAUUGAGCAGAAGUCUAGAAAUAACUUGGAAGAAUUAAUUAAGAGUGCAAAUAUAUCCCGUCUGCAACUCUUCAAAACAGCUGCAUCUUUUCUCAGGAAUGCAUAGCAGUCUGCUUACAGCUACCAUAUGAUCCAAGGAAAAAAUGGUAUUUUACAGAAUUCCAGAAAAAAUGUUACAUUCAUGCUCCUGUGUGCUCUGAAGAACGUCUUGGAGACUGAAUUUCAAAAACCCCACAAUCCUAAACAUCUUACUUUUUGUACUUUAUUUAUAUUACAAUGUUGGAUUCCACUGAAUUAAUAUUAUGACUUCAUUCCACAUCCACAUUUCUUUUUAUAGGGUUAUUUUGAGGCAGGGAAUUUAGUAGCUGCUCCAGGUUUAAGCUACAAUAGCUUAUUAUUUGUUGAGGGCUUACUGAAUAAAUAGAUAUACAGUUGAAACUGCAGCUUAUGCAAGUAAAGCAUUAACCCUGAUUUUUUGAUUUUUCUGCUUCUUCCCAUCCCACAUUUUUAAAAUGAACAUUAUUUGAUGAAGCAUUCUGAAAAAUCUGAAAACUGUAUGCAUUUUAAAAUAAUUUAGUUUUCCUAAUAAUAAUGCCACACAACUAUGGAUCUUUUUUCCUCUCAUAGGUCCAAGUUGCUGCAUUUCUUUAUUCAAAAUAGUGUACUCCCAGUCUACAGUAUGCAGAACUUUUUGGAGCAGAAAUUUGAUUUGUGUUUGAGUUUUAAAUCUGUUAAUUUCCUGAAGACCUAGGAAUCAUGAUGAAGUGUUUCAUUUAUAUACGCAUUACAUUAGCUGAGAUUUUUUUUAAAUUGUAACAAAUUUGGAUAUACCAACAAUGAUAUUAUUAAACAAACCCACACAUUUCUUUUCUAUGUCUUCAGACAAGUCGGCCAGCUUUCUGAAUUGAACUCCAGCUUCCUUUUUGCACACUGUAUUCUGAGCUUAGUUCUACUUGUCAAGUGUAAUCCUGGCUGUUUCGUUCUGUGCAAAUACAAAGACACCCCCUGCUGGUCUGGGUGACAAGCAUGAUUUCUGGUUACACUCCCUAAACUUUCAUAACAACUUUGCUAAUUGAUUACCUGAAUCAUACUGACGUGCAGGGAUUAGAAAAAGGUGUCACCCUUUUUCUUCUCCUUCUGAUGUGGAUUUGCAUUUAAUUAUUCCAUACAGCAGACAUCAACAGAUUCUUGUUUUCUAUUCAGAAAUCCCCUUUCUUUUAGGAGAAUAUAAGAAUUGGGCUGGCCAUACUAUUGGCUUCUUGAACUAGUGCAGUAUUCGGCUCCUGUAGUGACUGACAAGAUACCAUGAGAAGGUUAUAAGCAGAACAUCAUCUCCCGCUGGAAGGGAUGGCAACAGGCUAAAGUUAAGAUGGGAACCACAAACCCAUGAUUGAAGUUCUCUGUCUUUACAUACAUCAAUAUGGAUUACAGCUGCUAUCUUGACUUUUUCAGGAUCCCCUUGGUUUUUUUGGCCUAGGACAGUCACGUGCCAUUUCUGAUAAAGAAGCAUUGUUUAGAAAUCCAGGAAAAAUUGCUUUGCCUCAAAUGCAAGGAUUAUUGAAUUACUGCCUGCUAUGCAACUCUUAAAAAUAAAUGAAGGCUAUUGAAAUCUCUGUUUGCUUUAAGUUCCAGCCUCUUAGGUGAUUCAAAUUACGAGGCCAAUUUGAGCCUUAACAGAUAAGAGACCAAUGCAAUGCAAUAUCCUAUUUAUAUUGAACCUUCUUCCUGAGUCUACCAAAUUAAUGGAAAGUCCUACUGUUAAAAAUAGCCAUUAGCCUGCUUUGUGCGUAAUAUUAAGCCAUUAUACCUUUUUCAACAAAUUGGAAUAAAACCAAACUGUGGUGUGUACUUCUAUUUCUUCUGUCACCAAAGUCAUAACAGUAUUUCUAUAGGUACUAUUUUCAUUUCAUUUCAUUCUUCAAGGUUCCUUUCAGCCAAAGGUUUCCAAAGCAGUAAGAAAUAAUAAAAUAUUUAAAUGUAGACAAAAGCAGAACUACAAAUAUUUACAGCUAUAAAAUAAAACACUACAAUGGCAGGAAAAUAUCUGAAGCCAGCAUUAAAAUAAUCAUCAGCAUUGCCAUGAAAAGUUUGGGGGGAAAAUGACUGGAAUCUAAAAACAUUUUGUUUGGGUUUGGUACAGCUCCCCAGCCAUCCUGGAUUACUGAGCAAGCUAGGAUGAAAAAUGAUAUAUUUGCACUCUGCUCAUAGUCAGUAUCACCAGUACCAAAAAGUCCAUAUAGGUAGUCAGAUUCUUUGAGGAAAUACAGACUAACAGAGUGUUAAGGCUCAUAGGCUCAUUGGAAUAUAUUGGAAAAGAAAUGGAAAAGGAAUAUAUAGUUAUUUGUCCAUUAAGAAUGGCUAGUUGCAAAUUAAGAAGUACUACACAUUUUAAUAAUGGAGUAACAUUUUCUAUCCUGUGUUGGUCUUAGUUCCUAACUGAUUUCUCCCUGCUUCUAGUCCAUUAUAAUACAAAGCUGGGAAGUUCCUUGGAGGAAUUCAAAUAACAUAAUUUCACACAAGUCCAUGAUACAGCUGGCCGAAAGAAAUGAAGAGCUAGCAUUGUGAAAAUCCAUCCAAAGUGUUCCUUUUUUCUUGAACAUUCUGUCAUGUUUAUUCCACAGAUCUAUUCAGUUUUUUUCUAUAUCAUAUUUAAACGAUGGUGGAGCAAUUCUUGGGAACAUGGAAACUAAUCUUGAGUGAAAACUUUGAUGACUAUAUGAAAGAACUGGGAAUAAGCUUUGCCCAGAGACAACUGGGUGCUCUAGCCAAACCCAAAAUAAUUAUCACUAUGGACAAAGAUGUCAUCACUAUCAGAACAGAAACUAUGUUUACAGUUAAUGAGAUCUCCUUCCAACUGGACGAAGAGUUUAAGGAAAGGACUAUAGAUAACAGGCUGGCCAAGAGCUUUGUAACAAAGGAUAAUGACACCCUCAUUCACAUACAGAAGUGGGAUGGCAACCACGCUACUAUCAAAAGAAAAAUAGUAGAUGGAAAUAUGGUGUUGGAAUACAUCUUGAAUGAUGUCAUUUGUACCAGGGUCUACAAAAAAGUAUAAGACAUUUCAUUCCCAGGUUACAUUUUCUUGCUUCUUAUUCUUCAAGUGAUGUCAAUGUAACUAUGAUACUUGUGUGCAGAAAAUAAAUAAAGAAUUCCAUACUGAAAUAUG